Molecule: messenger RNA, 729 nt
Organism: Seminavis robusta
Lineage: Eukaryota; Bacillariophyta; Bacillariophyceae; Naviculales; Naviculaceae
Source: the annotation of a GenBank genome assembly
AUGUCGCAGCCCGUGAGCACUACUAGUACUCCAGCGAGCAAGAAGAUGCUGCGCGCUUCGUCGAACCGCAAAUUUUCUCCUUCGUCGACAGCAAGUCCUACUGCCGUGUCACCUCCAACGGCAAGUAGCAGCAAUGAUGGAUCUCUGACAGAAAUGGCCCCAGAAGAUUGGAAGGUUGUGGCAAAGCUUCCUGGCAACAAAAACUGCAUUGAUUGCAACGCCAAGUACCCACAAUGGGGUUCCGUCAAUUUUGGAAUUCUCUUUUGUACAAGAUGUUGUAGUGGACAUCGAUCUCUUGGGACACACAUUUCCCGCGUUCGAUCGAUUCACAUGGAUUCUUGGACGGAAAGCCAAGUCAAGUUGAUGAAAGUGGGUGGCAAUCAGCAGUGCGAAGACUGGUUUGCCAAGCACGGAAUGCGAAAAAAAGUCGGUCACAAAUCCAAAUACGACAACGAAACCGCCAAAUUGUAUUCCGAAAUUCUCCUGGCUCGCGCCGAAGGACGACGAGAACCCACAUCGUUGAAAGAUGCGGAGCGAUUGAACAAGUGGAACAAACCCAUUGAACUCUGGAACAGAUUCAUGAAGGAAGUUGAAGGAAGGAGACACAAGUCCCUCAUGCAACAAUUCCAGGCCAUUUCGUCCAGUUCCGAUUUCUGGUUGGUUCUCUAUAUUUGUGCCCUGGUGGGAUGGUCCUUUCUAGUUUUUAUUGCUUGGCAAUAUCAUCCAUGA